AUGGUGCUUUCUUGGUUGCACCAUUCCAUCUCGCCCUCGAUCAUGAACAGUGUUCUUUGGCUCGAUUUUGCUUAUGAUGUUUGGCGCGAUCUCCGUGAAUGUUUUUCUCAAGGAGAUGUUUUCCGCAUUUCUGCUCUUCAAGAAGAGAUCAAUGCUUUCAAGCAAGAUGAUCGCUCCGUCACUGAUUACUUUACUGAGUUAAAAAUUCUCUGGGAUAAGUUGAUGAAUUUUCGACCAAUUCCAGUUUGUUCUUGUUCACCAUCUUGCUUUUGCGGUGUUUUUGUCACUCUCCAGAAAUAUCAUGAUAACGACUACGUUAUUUGUUUUCUUAAGGGUCUUCAUGAUCGGUUUGCUGCUGUUCGUUCUCAAAUCAUGCUCAUUGAUCCGUUGCCUCCAAUCAACAAAGCAUUUUCCCUGGCUCUUCCUUCUUUGAAGAUGAUUGGUACAACUAGAGUGCUCCAUGGUCUUUAUAUUUUGGACUCCCCAACUCAAACAUUUUCCAUUUCUACUCCCAUUGCCUUGUCCGCCAACACAACUUCAUGUUCCCUUUGGCAUCAUCGUCUCAGUCAUCUUUCCGAUUCUUGA
Messenger RNA from Gossypium raimondii (Peruvian cotton), 585 nucleotides. RefSeq lists its product as uncharacterized. Bases 1 to 585 code for a protein of 194 amino acids. The record is from RefSeq and is a predicted model, not a curated record. Lineage: Eukaryota; Viridiplantae; Streptophyta; Magnoliopsida; Malvales; Malvaceae. The transcript has 2 exons.